CCCUCCUUCCUUCCCUUCCCCCUCCUUCCUUCCCCUUCCCCUCUAACCUCCACUUCCCCUCCUCCCUUCCCUUCUUCCCAUUUUUCCUACCUUUCCUUUCCUCCCUCCCCCGCUCCCCAUGAAAGCCAGUCCUAUGAAAUGGAGCAUAAAGCGACCCGGCGGCGCGGAGGAACGUUUGGGGCGGGGCCUUUGCCAGCCCCAUGGACCAGUUGUUUCUGCCGGUGCAGCAGUGAGAGGCGCGGGAGGAUGUAAACCCCCCAGCAUUCCAUCCCUCGACCCGGCGGCGCGGAGGAACGUUUAGGGCGGGGCCUUUGCCAACCCCACGGACCAGCUGUUUCUGCCAGUGCAGCGGCGAGAGGCACGGGAGAGGAUUUAAAACCCCCCAGCAUUCCAUCCCUCGACCCGGCGGCGUGGAGGAACGUUUGGGGCGGGGCCUUUGCCAGCCCCACGGACCAGCUGUUUCUGCCGGCGCAGCGGCGAGAGGUGCGGGAGAGGAUUUAAAACCCCCCCAGCAUUCCAUCCCUCGACCCGGCGGCGCGGAGGAACGUUUGGGGCGGGGCCUUUGCCAGCCCCACAGACCAGUUGUUUCUGCCGGCGCAGCAGCGAGAGGCACGGGAGAGGAUUUAAACCCCCCCAGCAGUCCAUCCCUCGACCGACGGCGCGGAGGAACAUUUGGGGCGGGGCCUUUGCCAGCCCCACGGAACAUCUAUAUCCUCUGACGAGCGGGGCAAGGACAGCGGACGCUGGGUGAUGUGAGCCAGUUGGUCUCACUAGCCCAUCUCAGGGGCAUCAUUCGAGCGAGGCGAAAGCGGAAGAGCGCCUGGCGGAGGGUACAAAGCCCAGCCCUGCCACAACAUUGCCAGCGUGGCGACAGCAAAGAGAAAGCCAGUGGAGGCUUGAGGCCUCGCCGCACAACACCUUUUCCCCACUGAGAGAGGUGGAAGCGGGAGCGCGCCUAGCGGAGGGUACAAACCCCAACCCUGCGACAACCUUACCAGUGCGGCGGCAGGAGGGAGAACGCCAGUGGAGGAUUGAGGCCUCGCUACACACCACCCUUUCCCCACCGAGGGAGACGGAAGCCGGAGCGCAGCUGGCAGAGUGUACAAAGCCCAGCCCUGCCACAACAUUCCCAGUACUGCGGCAGCAGGGAGAGUGCCAGCGGAGGUUUAAGGCCUUGCCACACACCAGCCUUUCCCCGCUGAAUGAGGCGGAAGCAGGAGCAUGCCUGUUGGAGAGUACAAAGCCCAGCCCUGCACAACCUUCCCAUCAUGGUGGCAGCAAGGAGAACGCCAGCAGAGGCUUGAGGCCUCUCCACACGCCAACCUUUCCCCACUGAAUGAGACAGAAGCAGGAGCAUGCCUGGCGGAGGAUACAAAGCCCAGCCCUGCCACAACCUUCCCAGUACUGCGUCAGCCAAGAGAAUGCCAGCAGAGGCUUGUGGCCACUCCACACACCAGCCUUUCCCCACCGAGCGAGACAGAAGCAGGGGUGCACCUGGCGGAGGGUACAAAGCCCAGCCCUGCCACAACAUUCCCAGUACUGCGGCAGGAGGGAGAACGCCAGCGGAGGCUUACGGCCUUGCCACACACCAGCCUUUCCCCACUGAAUGAGGCAGAAGCAGGAGCAUACCUGGUAGAGAGUACAAAGCCCAGCCCUGCCACAACCUUCCCAGUACUGCGUCAGCCGGGAGAAUGCCAGCGGAGGCUUGAGGACUCACCACACACCAACCUUUCCCCACCCAGCAAGGCAGAAGCAGGAGUGCGCCUGGCGGAGGGUCCAAAGCCCAACCCUGCUACAACCUUCCCAGCACGGUGGCAGCAAGGAGAAUGCCAGCAGAGGCUUGAGGACUCACCACACACCACUUUUUCCUCACCCAGCGAGGUAGAAGCAGGAGCACGCCUGGCAGAGGGUACAAAACCCAGCCCUCCAUAAUCUCCUCAGCGAGGCUGAAGCAAGGAGAACUCCAGCGGAGGAUUGAGGCCUUGCUACACACCACCCUUUCCCCACCGAUGGAGAUUGAAGCCGGAGCGCGCCUGGCAUAGUUUAUAAAGCCCAGCCCUGCCACAACAUUCCCAGUACUGCAGCAGCCGGGAGAACACCAGUGGAGGCUUAAGGCCUCGCCACACACCAGCCUUUCCCUGCUGAAUGAGGCAGAAGCAGGAGCAUGCCUGGUGGAGAGUACAAAGCCCAGCCCUGCCACAACCUUCCCAACGCGGUGGCAGCAUGCCCAUCUCCUAAAAUGCCCGUUCCUGUAUUUUCUGAGCUGCAUUUAUUCCCAGUACACUCCAGGAGACACAUUUACUUAUAGAAGAACCUGAGAAAAUACCUAUAGAAAGAUCUGAGUAAAAAGGUCCUCCUUCACUUCUCCCUCUAGUGACUGGGCUGGCUCCUUGUGCUGGGAUCUGGAGUAGCAGCCCUAGGACAAGACAGUUUAGUGUGGCCCUUUUAGCUAUCCCUUUCAUUUGCCCUUACCUGAAACCUGGAAAAAAAGGAGGGCUUCAGUAGGGAGGUGAGCAGGAAUUUUUAUCCGUACACGACUUGCAAGCAUUUAAAUAGGGUCCUUGCUUUUUCAAAUGCCUUUUCUCCAUAUUUAUAUGCUUGCGACAUCUCUAAAUUAAAAUUAUAAUAAAUAAACAGCUUUAUUUUUAAGUUGUGCCAAUUAAGGCUUCUCAGAGCAAAAGAACAUGAAACCCUCUGACUCCUUUUUGUUGUUCAUUUUUGGUUUCAACCAAGGAACUCAUCUUUGUCUCAAUACUUGUGCCAUCUAGAGUGGAAGAUGUUCUUUGAAUAUAUGGAGAGAAGAUGGACAGUAAUAAAGAUAAGAAAUUAAGUUAUAGACACUCUUGGUUAACUCAAUAGGGAAUCAGGAGAAUUACUCUAAAAGGUAAUAAAUGAAAGUUUAGAAACUGUAGAAGUACUUUAUAAACAGUAGCUUGCUCAGAUACGGUGUUAUCUCUAUGUGUAUGGCGAUUCUAAACUAUGUAUACGUACGUAUGUAUAUAUCUGUAAGAUGGUGCGUAUACACAUGACUGUAUUAGCGGGAAUAUGAUACUUAUAUAGAAAUAACUUUUCUAGCCUAAUUUCACUAUUCACUGCCAAAUGGGGCGCUGUAUAUAUUACUUUAGAUUGUUGAAGGGGCUUUUAGUACAUUUAGUCCACAGAUGCCUUUCAAAUAUAUAGAAAGAGUUAUACUGUUUUGAAUCAAUAUACUAUAUAUAUAUAUAUCAUUUCUAUUGACAGAAUAAGAAUAAGUAUUGUAGAGGUAACCUGAGAAAGAAAGAUACAAAACAGAAAAGUAAGCUAUAACUUUUACUUAAAGAUUUACUCUAGAAAAAUGUAAAUAGAAAAGACCAAGCUAUGAGAAUGAAUGUAAAUAUAACUCAGGAUAUAAGCCAAUGUUAAGAUGCGAAGUGUUAAGAGGACAACUAGAUAAGUAGGAAGAAGAUAAUACAUGAGAUAAGAAAAACGAGAUAAGAAGAAAUGACUCAAGUGGUAGGAAGUCUAGGAUGAAUGUUACAUGUGUUUUAAAGUAACAAUGUUAUGUCUUUGUUGUUGUCACGAGUAUAUGUAUCACAUUGGUUUGUGUAUAUGUGUGUAGACAUGUGUGAUCACACUAUGUUUUGUGCAAAAUGUAAAAAAAAAUUUAAAAAAAAUACUUCUGCCAUCUGUGAGCCAGUUUUUGGGAACUAUACAUUUACAAGAGCUGUUGUAUUUUCUUGUGGGCUUGGUUUUUGCUUUCCAUUAAAACCUCCAUCUUAAACACUACUCUGCAGCAGAUGAAGUUGAUGCCUAUCCCUGCAUGACUAUCCCUGAAUUAUAUUUAUGUACAUUACUUUGGAGGGUCAGUGUGGUAUAGUGGUUUGAGUGUUGGAUAAGGAUUCCCGGAAACUACAGUCUGAAGGCUUGCUCAGCCAUGGGAACCCACUGGGUGACCCUGGACAAGUCAUAGACUCCCAGCCACAAAGAAAGGCAAGGCAACUCCCCUCUGAGCAAAUCUUGCCAAGAAAACCUCAUGGUAGGGCCACGUUUGUGUCACUGUAAGUAAGAAAUAUCUUGAAGACACAGAACAUAUGAAAUUACUCAGAAUCUCCCUUUUUGUUACCAAACUUCCUGUAGGACUGGCCUUACCAUUAGGCAAUAGACUUUUGGUGCAACACAUUUAUGGAGUCACUCCUCUGGAAGUUGUUCCUUUUGAAUCCCUGUGACAACAUAAACAGGCAUCUGAGCUUUGCAAUCCUCCCCUUAAUUGCCACUUUCAGGUGGAUGGCCAAGUCUAACCCUAAGGAGGAUACAGUAAAAUGUAAAUAUCUCAGCACAGUUUGUUUAUUGUCUGGCAUCUG
Molecule: messenger RNA, 4340 nt
Organism: Sceloporus undulatus (fence lizard)
Lineage: Eukaryota; Metazoa; Chordata; Lepidosauria; Squamata; Phrynosomatidae
Exons: 2
Coding region: 1222-1932 (236 amino acids)
Source: RefSeq, a predicted model, not a curated record